UUGUGUAGUGUCUUGCCUACACGGAAAUUUGCAGUGACCUUGUUCUGGAGUAAGUCAGUCAGUGCUAGAAUUUUCUAGUAGAAAGAAGCCCGAGAGACAAGUAUGGACACAGUUUCAGUAGAAGAGCUGAGAAGGAAUGGUCACGCCCAAGACCCAGGCAGAAGCAGAGGCAGAUCAUUGGAAGAGGAGUUGGAAGGCUUUAUAAGAGUUUACAAAGAUGGCUCGGUCGAGAGGUACUCCUACGUCGUAGCGAAUGUCCCCGCAUCCGAAGCUCAACAAGAGCCAGUGCUCUCCAAAGACGUUGUUCUGGACCAACGCACUGGCGUGUGGGCGCGAUUCUACCUUCCCAGAAACGCCGUUUCUCGGGGAACCAGGCUGCCCCUCGUCAUUUACUUCCAUGGCGGCGGCUUUGUGCUGGGUUCGCCGGCCUGGUCUAUUUACCACGUAUUCAUGUGCAGAUUGGCUUCUCAUACAAAUUCUAUGAUAAUGUCUGUGGGCUACAGGCUUGCUCCCGAGAACCGUCUUCCAGCUGCCUAUGACGAUUGUUUCAGUGCCGUCGAGUGGGUCCGCCGCCAGGCAACGCAACAACUGCAACGCUCUAACGAUUCAUGGUUAUCAUCCCACGCCGACUUCUCGCGAUGCUUUUUGGCCGGCGAUAGCGCGGGAGGGAAUAUCGUCCACAACGUCGCAUUGCGGUGCGCACGGGCGGACGUGAAGCCACUUCAGACGAGAGGGCUCAUUCUUCUUCAGCCCUUCUUUGGUGGGGAAGAUCCAUGCAAACGGGAAUUGGAGACGUCGGAGACAAACCCAAAUCUGUCGCAGCGAUGGGUGGACGUGUUCUGGAAGCUGUCGUUGCCUGUUGGAGCGAAGAGAGAUCAUCCUGCCUGUAAUCCUCUCGCUAUGCCCCUGCGAGAUCUUAGUUUACCGCCGGUGAUCGUAAUCAUCUCUGAGAAUGAUUUGCUGAAGCAGAGGAACCUGGACUAUUGCCAAGCCCUGAAAAAUGGCAACAAAAAUGUGAGCCAUGUAAUCUUCAAGAAUGUGGGUCAUGCUUUCCAGGUUCUCAAUCCUGACUCUCAACGGAUCCCCGAGCUAUUAAGCGUUUUAGGCGACUUCAUUAACAACAAUCGAAGUUCAUCCCGAUAAUGUGUAAGCAGAGGGAUUAGGAAUUCUGUAGAUCACGCAUUCGUUUUAAGACUGCAAAUUUGUAUUGAUCUUGUGGAUAUUGAAUUUGAGAAUGUCUUAAUUA
Cryptomeria japonica (Japanese cedar) is the source of this 1246-nucleotide messenger RNA. Its product is annotated as probable carboxylesterase 6. The transcript has a single exon. The record is from RefSeq and is a predicted model, not a curated record. Gene Ontology annotation, molecular function: hydrolase activity. Bases 103 to 1143 code for a protein of 346 amino acids. NCBI's taxonomy places the organism in Eukaryota, Viridiplantae, Streptophyta, Pinopsida, Cupressales, Cupressaceae.